Penicillium coprophilum is the source of this 1047-nucleotide messenger RNA. RefSeq names its product Oxoglutarate/iron-dependent dioxygenase. Lineage: Eukaryota; Fungi; Ascomycota; Eurotiomycetes; Eurotiales; Aspergillaceae. The coding region runs from base 1 to 1047 and encodes 348 amino acids. The record is from RefSeq and is a predicted model, not a curated record. The transcript has 3 exons. Gene Ontology annotation, molecular function: dioxygenase activity.
AUGGCCGUUCCAACCCUCAACUACAGUCAUUAUAUCUCGGGCACCAAAGAGCAGCGCGAGACAUUCUCUCAUGAACUGCUAGAUAGCUUUGAAAGAACUGGAUUUGCAAAGCUCAAAGCCCAUGCAUUCAACACAAAAGAGCUUACCGAGUUGUUCAACUGGGGCAAGAAAUUUUUUGAUCAGCCAUUGGAUGUGAAGAACAAAAUUCCAAACGAAACAGGCCCUAGGCCCAUGCGUGGCUACACACCAUGGCGGGUUGAGGAGGUUGGAAAGCUUCACCAUGAUGCACAGGUCAGGAUCAUGAAGGAUUCAAAGGAACAUUUCGACCAGGGCCCUGAAUACGACACAGAGUACCCAAACAAAUGGCCCCAGGAGCCUGAGCUAUCAGGCUUCCAAGACUUCAUGGAGGAGUUUUACCGCAAGUGUGACAGCGUUUGCCUGACUCUGAUGAAGGCUCUCGAGGUCGCUUGGGGUAUCGAUGAUGGGUCUUUGGUGGCACGCUGCGUUCCCAGCGCCACAGAUCUCCGACUCACUCACUAUCCCACAAUUCCCGUCGACGAGAUGAAGUCUGGCAGCACAAGCCGGAUUGCACCACAUACCGAUUUCGGUCCCAUCACAUUGCUUUUCCAAGACAGCACUGGUGGCCUAGAAAUUGAGGACCGGACCAGUAACACUUUCGUUCCCCUCCCCCCGACUGAUACGACUGAGAUGAUUGUCAAUGUUGGCGAUACGCUGACGCGUUGGACCAAUGGAAAGAUCACUGGAGGUAUCCAUCAGGUCACUACUCCCGAAUCAAUGAAGGGGGAGAGCGGCUUGGUGAUUCCACCCCGGAUGUCGAUGGCUUAUCUCUUCAAAGCUGAGCGCAAUACAUCGGUUGGCCCACUGCCCAAGUUUGUCGCCCAGGAGCCGGCAAAGUACCCCGAAAUCACGGCAUUCGAGUUUCAGCGAUGGAAAAAUAGCAUUGUGUACAAUGUGGAAGAUGAAGAACAUGCCCGCACUUUUGAUCGCUUCAUUGAGACCCCUAAGGCUAUCAAGUUGCAGGCAUAA